Messenger RNA from Planococcus citri (citrus mealybug), 9561 nucleotides. RefSeq names its product MOG interacting and ectopic P-granules protein 1-like. Bases 163 to 5436 code for a protein of 1757 amino acids. Gene Ontology annotation, biological process: positive regulation of transcription by RNA polymerase II. The transcript has 9 exons. Gene Ontology annotation, cellular component: nucleus. The record is from RefSeq and is a predicted model, not a curated record. Lineage: Eukaryota; Metazoa; Arthropoda; Insecta; Hemiptera; Pseudococcidae.
UGGGAUCGUGAACCUCCCCUCCCGCUCAGUCUGUGAUCUCAUCGUAAUCGUAACCCUUUGGUCUUAGGUGUUUUUUUUUCGGUGCUUUUUCAUUGUUUUAGAAAUAAAUGCAUGUUAUUUUGGAGUCUGAGUAAUGCUGAGGAGUGAUUAAAUGUAUAGAUAAUGGCGGAAGUUAUGAAUGAAUUAAGCGGCGGCAGUGGCGAAGUGGAUGAUGAACAUGACUCGAUAAAAUUGAAUGGCGACGACGCUCCCAGUAUUGCUGCGAACUCUCCGUCAGACUCUCAGAUCCUAGAUGACGAAUCGAUGCCGUCGAAAGAUGAUAAAUGUAUCUCGUCCAGCUAUAAAUCCAAAAUAGACGAUAUAAACAACGAUAAAAAUACGAUUCGCGAUACAGCAGAUGAUGUUGAAGUCCACGAACCACAAAAUAACGGCAACGCAACUGUAGCUAACGGUCGCCUGCAACUAGACGCUUCAUCGUACGCUGAAGACGACGAAGACGACGACGAUAAUGACAGCGAAAGCAUUCAAAAUGACAAAUCACGACCACCCGUAUCUGCGAACACGAACGUGAGCUCGGUUUCAAAAAAGCCUAUACCCGAUCUAACAUCUAUAAGCUCUGUGACCAAGGGUAAUUCAGACAGCAUCAACGACUCCGAUCCGUUAUCGAUGAACGUUGAUGAAGAUACGAAUUGUGAUAGCGAUAAGGCUGAAUCUAGGCUACAAUCGAACCCGAAAGGUAGCCAAGUCGCGAGUUUAACCAUCGACGAUGUUAGUACGUCCAGUGCGAGUGUUGCUAAAGACGACAGCAUCGUUUCGAAUAACCGUUUGUCGGGUCUAACUAUUACAGCUGUCAACGAGAACGGUGCUAAAGACGACGUUGUAGCGACUGAUUUAAGUAGUAAACGAUCCCACGACGGAGGCGAUAAGAGAUCGAGCUCUACCGGCGGUGAUGAAGAUGACGAAGCUAACGAAGACGACGAAGUGAUCUCUAUUACAAGUACGCCUGAUAAAAGCGGCAAAAAAUGGUCGAAGAAAUCUUCCAUGUCUAUAUUGAAUAUUACUCCUCGUAGAAGUAGUCGAAAUCUAAAUAAACAAAAAAGCUACGCCGAAAAAGACGGCGCCGAAUUUGAAAACAACAGCAGCAACGACGGCGGUAGAAAACGUACGGCUGGCUCCAGCGGCGGUGAUGACGAGAUCGAGGAAGUUACUCCGACCGAUCCGUUAGCUGACGAACAACCUCGUCGAUUAUCAGCUGGCAAAGUACGCGGAGGUAACAAAACGAUCGUCGUCAGUGAUACCAAAGGUUUGGUGGAAUUCGCCUCCAAUACCAAAGCGUCUCGUUCGAAUAAAAAAGAACCAACUUUAGUGAUAAUAGAUACUAACUCGAUAUUAUCGGGCCGAGGACCGAUACCAGUAUCGCAGCAAGGUGGUUCAAAUUCGUCCGCUGCCUCCCUUCCGAUUCCGGUCUCUUUACCGAUAAAUGCUGGUGCUUUUGCUAACGCUACACGAGGUAAUACCGCUUCGUCGAACGCUGCAUUCUCCGUUAUACCGAUCGGUCUACCGGCUCAAGGCAUGUACUCGCAGUUCAAGAACCCGCCCCCUCAGAUUAAACCGAUUGUCGUUGGACCGGCUACGACAUCGGUCACACCGGUACCGCUGGCUCAUUCUACGACCCCGUCAGCAACGAGCAUUUCAACAGUUCAGACGACUCAGCCUGCUAAUAAACAACCUCCGGUUAUAUUACCUUCGUUGACGGAUGACAUGUUCGUCGUCGAAGCUCCCUCGUUCAUCGUACCCUACGUUUAUGAAAAACCUCCGAUGAAAUCGCUCAAAGAACACAUCGAAAAAAUCGAAAACGAUAUUAAGCGAAUGAUAGCCGAAGAAGAAGCUCGACUAGAGCAACAAGAACGCGACGAAGCUAAAAAUAGCACCAAUGAGAAACCGACACCGAGCGAAAGCGAAGAGAAAACCGCCCCUAGUGGCGAUUCUGCCGCACCAUCCGAUGACAAAGCUACCGAUGAUGCUGCUCCGAAAGAAAGCUCGACCACAGAGGACGAUUCUAAACGACCAGAAGAAAAAGAAGGCGCUGAAAACCAAGUGGCCAAAGAAGUAGAAAAAUCCACCACCAGCGAAGAGAAAAAAGAUGCUAAAGAAAGCGGCGAUUCGACCGUCGAACCUAUGGAGGUAGACGAAGAGCCUCCGGCGACCGCUUCUAAACCUCCGGCAACCAUUGAACCGGAUAACAGCGUUAAAAAGAUGGAAAUCGACACGUCACCGGCCAACGCUAUCAAAGAAAUCGAGAAGAAAAUCACAGCCGGUCCGACCACCGGUACCGACGAUCCGAAAAAACCUGCUUCCUAUUUUGAUAACCCGUUGGGCAAGUUCUUCAUGCAAAUCGGUUUGAAUCUAGUUCAAGAACAAGUUCAAACCGAUCUUCUCCGGUCGCAGAGACGUAAACGGGAUAAAGAAGGCGGUAAAUGCUCCGCGGACGUUCAAUCGACCAUCGACGAGCUGACCAAGACGCUCGAAUCGAGCAAAGAAAACAACGACCCGUUCAAAUUGGAGCUUAAAAAAUGCGAAUUGUGUAGUUUCAAGACGGAAUCGAUGCUCGUGAUGGCGCAUCAUUUGGAAACGCCGCAUAUGAAGAAUUUCACGUACAGGUGUAAUUUCUGUACCCUAGAGGUACGAAGCCCCCAUGACAUAUUGUACCAUAUGGAAGCCGAACACAAUGUCAGAGGCAGACUCGAACGAGCUCCGGCAUUCCAUCAGUGCCCUAGUUGCCCAUUCGAAGAUAACCAAAAAGGUAAACUUACCCGGCAUCUGAUAUCUUGCGCGAAGAAAUACCGUCCAGAAAGAAACCAGGAACCACCGCUAGAUUGGGAACCUCCGGCGAAGAUACCGCGAAUGACGAGAAACCGACCACCUACCAUGAGUCCCGGCAAUGCUGUGUACCAAGCGGCCAUGUCCGGUCUGAAACAAGCGCCGCAGCAGAAUACUCUGUUACCCAAGUUAUUGCCGAAUGCGACCAAUAUGAAACAUAACAUGAUGAACGCUGCUAACAAGAGGCCAAAUUUGAUCAAUCAGUUCGUCAACAGGUUCCCGAAUGCCGCUAAUGCCCAGGCCAACUUUCAACAAAGAUCGAUUCCAAUGCAAACUCCUAAUCAAGGUAUGAUGUUCAGACCAGGAGGAGCGAACACGCAAACGCCCGUUUUAUUACCUCAAGGUUACCAUCUAUCCGGUGCUCAAAUCUAUCAGACUCAGAAUAAUAAAUCGCAAUCGUCGCAGCCUGGUUUGGCGGCAGCUAAAUUACUAAAUCAGCCCAGUAUCUCUAUUACUCCUUUGCCGAGACAGCCGUCCGCUUCGUCCAAUAACUCGAAAUCCGGCGCUGGUAAAUCCUCGAACGCUGCCAUGGCAGCCAGUAACAAAGCUGGUGGCGGUAAUUUCGUCGUCUGCGAAAUCUGCGACGGUUAUAUUAAGGACUUGGAACAAUUACGAAAUCACAUGCAGUGGAUACACAAGGUGAAAAUCCACCCGAAAAUGAUCUACAACCGACCGCCUUUGAAUUGUCAAAAAUGUCAAGAAAGAUUCUUCACCGAUCAAGGCUUAGAACGUCAUUUACUCGGCGCUCACGGUUUGGUCACGUCUAGCAUGCAGGAAGCGGCUAAUAAAGGCAAAGAUGGCGGCCGGUGCCCGGUUUGCGGUCGUGUAUAUCAAUGGAAGCUUCUGAAUCAUGUCGCUCGUGAUCACCAAAUGGCUCUGAAACCGGCCCAUCUGUCGUACAAGUGUACCGUGUGCACGGCUACCUUCGGAAUGUACAAGCAGUUCGAAAGUCACGUGUAUUCGGCUCACAGCGUGGUCGCUAAGCGAGCCAUGGAUCCGUCGAAGAAACCUCCGCCAGCGCCUAGUUCGUCUCAAAACGAUACGUUACUAAAACCGUUGAAAAUUAACGACGAGAUUACUAUAAUACCGCAACCGGUUCGAUCGACGAGACCUAGUAAUAAUAAUAGAGAAUCUAAUGCAGCUACAAUAACCAAAACUGUGUCCAACAGUAAAAAAAUGGAUUGUUGCGAAGACAACAACAACAAAGAGGACAACGACGACGGUAGUAGUACUACUAAAAAAUCUGACCACGGUAACGAGCGAUUGUGUAAAUGCACCUGUCUGAUGGGAAACUUCGCCAACUACGAAGCAUUCCGAAUGCACUUGAUUGGAAAACACCUGAAAAGCUUCAAGAUAGUAGUAUCGCGUUUAGAUUUAAAAUCAUUUAUUCCUAUAGCGAAUAAAGAGAACGCGUUUAAAUUGACCAAGUUCGAUCGUAAUUCAGUCUCGGACCAAGUUCGAAAACAAUACAAUUUGAAGGAAUUCUUCAUCGAAAUCAAACGACACCGUUUAAGCGUCGAUUGCAAGUACAAAGUCGUCGAAAACAAACCCCUAGAAACGGUUGCCGCCGCCGCCACUACUUCCAGCCAACCCGAACCCGAGAACCUGGUUGCCGCCGAAGUCGUCUACUCGGCGACUGAAGACUUGCACGAUGAUGACGCCAGAGCCAAAUGCAAGCAGAAGGGAGGACGUGUGUUCGUAUUGAACACGAUGUACGAAAAACGUAAAAUACAGAUCGAGCUUUUUUUGGCUAAGAAAAAAGCUCAAGCUCGUAGAACUGCUCCAGCGUCUCGGCAGAUUGGGCCCAAACCAGGUCCAGCUACGGUAGUCAACGGUGGUGGUGGUAAACAGAAGAAGCUGAUAUCGAGAGGUCGUCGUAACGCUGCUAGACAAAAUGUUCGGAAAAGCACCGCCGAUAGUGCAGAGAUAGACGGAUCUUCGACUUCGGAUGAAGACGUGUUGAACUCGGUCGAUGACCGAAGACCAUCGACGACCAGUUAUUCGGGUUCCUCGAAUUCGUUCAACCAACACUUCAUGUCCGGACCAACGACGAUGAUAUCGCAACAACGUACGGUCACUUCAAGUACAAUCCGCGGAACGGCCCCGGCGACUGCGACCAGAACGCAGAAUCCUCGAUAUCGACUUCCAUCUCAAGCCGCACCGUUCACCAUCUUCAAUCAUCGAACCGUGACUAUGAUGAGCAGUGCACCGAGACCAGUCGGUUUCUCUACGGCUGGGAACCGAUUCGGCGCUCCUCAAGUGACGCAGAUUUUCAGUCAAAGCUCCGUCAAGGUGACGAAAAGCAUUACCCGGUACUCGGGUCCCGGUGCGGCUGCAGCAGCGGCGGCGGCGGCUCGUGCUAGGGCAGAAGCCGCUAAACCUAAACCCGCUGCUCCUAGUAAACCGCAGGCUUUCAUUAGUCUGUUGAGUGAUAGCGAUAGUGACCAUAGCGAUGUUGAAAUCGUCGACUGUGAUCCGGUGGCGGUGGCGGCGGCGGCGGCUGAUUCUCGUAAAUCCGACGACGAUAACGAAGAAGCGUUUAUUCUUCCAUCGUGAAAUGAUCUGAUUCCACGUUAAUUUCAAGUACAGUAAACGACGCUUAACGGUCUCCAUUUAAUCUAUAUGGUUAUAGAUUUUUUAAAUUUUAUGUAUUUUGCUUAGUUUUUUUUUUUUUUUUUUUACCUAUUGUGAUUUUUUUUGUAGGUAUAAUUAAUGUGUGUUUGAAAUUGUGGUGCUUUUGGGAAUUUUUGUACGAACAAGGCUGAGAGUGAUGAUGAGGGUUGCCUUCAUUUCAAAUCUGAAGUUUUCAAUUGACCAAAUUGCGCUCGUGUUGCAUUUUAUUGGGUUUUAGUUGGCAUUUGUAAUUCGGAAAAGAAAAAAUCGAAGGAGGUUGUAGUUGAUUUGUAAAAAAAAAAUUGUAAUUUUAAUCGUCAAGUGCGAUGGUUUUUGGGUUUUGAGUUAUUCUGAUGGUAUAUUUUUAAAUGUUACUUGUACAGAAAUUUUUUGAAAAUGAAAUAUCCUUCGAAUUGAUUUUUUCCGAUGCAAACUCGAGUCUAUAAAUCCUGCUUGAAGCAAAAUCACCUCGAUAUAGCGAGCCAAGUUUCUCCCAAAACCCUUCAAAUUGAUUGUAGGGUCAUUCCAUGUCAACUCGCCCAAAAAAAAAUGUGAGUACAGUACCCCCUCCCCCACAUUUGGGCAAAAUUUUCAAAAAAAUUCUGGGGCAUGUGAUAUAUCGAAUGAUAUGUUUUCGUAGACGCUGAACACGAAUAUGACGUCAGAUCUAAGAUUGGACCCCAUCCACGGCCCCUAGCACCUCCCCAAACGAGGUAAAAGUUCAAAAAAGUCUUUUGUUCGUGCGACACAUGAAAUUGUAUGUUUUUGGUGACGCUGAACACGAGUAUGACGUCAGAUUUUUGAUUAUCGUUACCUAUUUGUUAGACUUUCGCCCAUUGGGGAGGUUCUGAGGGCCAUGGGUGAGGUCAAUUUGAAAAACUAAGGCUAUAUUCGUGUUCAGCGAUAUCGAAAACAUACUGUUUCAUGUGUCGCACGAACAAAACACUUUUUUGAACUUUUACCCCCAUUUAGGGAGGUGCUUGGGGCCGUGGAUGGGGUCCAAUCCAAAAUCUGACGUCAUAUUCGUGUUCAGCGUCACUAAAAACAUACAAUUUGAUAUAUCACUUGCCUCAGAUAUUUUUUGAAAGUUUUGUCCAAAUUUGGGGGAGGGGGUGCUCAUUUUCCAAUAAAAGAUCCAAUCUCGAAAAUUGAAUAUUUCAAAAAAGCAUCAAAUAAGUUUUGAUUAGUUUCAUAUAGCUUUGGAGGUAUGUGCUGCUGAAGUUGGAAAAGGUUGGUUGAGUUCAGGUGGAAUGACCCUGUAAGGUGUCAUCUAUGGCCUUUUCCAUUCUCAUCGAUUUAGUCAUUCAUUCCCAUGAAACAUCAGCUGAAAAUUGGAAUAAAUGGUUGAGCAUUUUUUUUUUAGAAAUUUGAAUAGCUCUCCCCCUCCUUUCCCCUUUACUGUGUCUGAUUGAAAUUUGGGAAGGAUAAUUUUUUUGUUCAAAUAUUCCACAGGGAGGUGAGGAGAGGGGAGGGGAAAAUGGUGAAAAAUGUCCAAAUACGUAUCAAGAUCACUUCGAUUCGAAAACCAAACAUUUUAAAAAAAAUUUUGAACGAUUCCUCCUUCCUUCCUCCCCCCCCCCGCUCCCCACAAUCCAGUUCUAGAAGCUCAAUUUUGAUUUUGGUGUCAAACUGAUACUAGAAUUUGAACCAGCGUUUCUAAAAACCAUAGUUUGAUGCCUGAUUGAAUUUUCCAUAAUUCACGACCCAAACCCCUCCCUCCAGAGGGUCAAAUUUUGGUUUAGGGGGCAUAAUUGGAUUCAAACUGCUUGAAAAUACGUAUUUUGAUACCACGUUGAUUUUUUUUCAAAAUUUCGAGGAUCGAGUUCCUCUCCUCUUCCUCCUCUUUCGAGAUUCUAGCAACUUAGUUUCGAUUUUGGGGUCAAACUGAUUCCAGAAUCCGAACUAGCGUUUCUGAAAACUAGUAAUUUGAUGUCUAUGUUGGAUUUUUCAAAAUUUUGGGCUCCAAGGCCCACAUUGAAGUGCUCAAAAUUUUGGUUUUGGGGUCAAAGAAACAGCUUCGGUCUUCUUCAAAACGUGUAUUUUGGUUUAAAAAUUUUGGGCUUCGAAGUCCACCCUCUCCCCCUCCCCCAUGCUGAAGCUCUGCGAGCUCGGUUUUGUUUUUGCAUCAAGCUGAUUCCAGUAUUGGAACUUUCAAGGUGUUAAAACCCAGUAGUUCGAUACCCAUAUUCGAUUUGUCAAAAUUUUGAGCCCCAAGCCCAUCUUCAGGGUGUCCAAUUUUGGUUUUGGGCUCGAGUGAGUCAUAUGAUCAGAUGCAGCCUUCUAGAAAAUUUGCGUUUCGAUGCCAUAUUGCGUAUUUCAAAAAAUUUUGUGCCUUGAGCCUGCCCCCCCCCCUCCGAGGCCUUGAGAUCUUAGUUUCGAUUUAGGGGUCAAAUUGAUUUCAAGAUUUUAAGAUCAACGUCUUCAAAAACCUACAUUUCAGUCUCCAAUUACUUUUUUUUCGUUGAUUCGAUAUUUUUUCAGCACCCCCCCCCCUCCUCGCCUCCGUCACCUUUGAACUCGCCUUGUUCGUUGAGAUGAUGAAAUUUAAAAAAGAAAAAAGUCUGUUCUCACUUUUUUUCCAAAUUCAAAAUCAUCGAUUCUGGUGUGAUGAAAAUUUCAAAAUUUUACGCCGAAGUACGUUUUCUUCCUUUUUUUUCUCUGUUGCUUCAUUUUCAAUCACUCUUGGUUCGACUUAAAAGAUCUUCAGAAGGGAAAUACUUGUAAAAGAUCUCAUCCCUCUUCGCUUGUACCUGCGUCAUUGCUUUUGAAAUACGUUCGUUUGUUUUCCUUGAAGUUUUUGUUCUUCUGUUUUGUUGUAUUUUAUUUUGUUUCGAUGCUCGUCAAAUGAUACGAUUCUGUAGCGAAGUCUUCUCAGUUCUCACAAAUUGAGUAAUUCUGUUUCGGAUAAGGGAGAUUAAAAUACACGUAUCAAGAUCGAGUACUUUUUCUCCUUAUUUUUCUAAUACUUCUUUUUUAUUGUAAUGCUUUUUUGAACUGAUGAGUGUGUUUUUUUUUGUUUAAUUUUCUUAAGUAGUAUUACGUAUUUAUUUAUUUAGGCGUUUUAUUCGCUGUUUUUUUUUAUGUUUUUUUUUUCCACGUUUUAAAUAUUUCACGACGAUAGUUGUAUUCUAUUCUUAUUAGGUAAAUUAUGUAUGUAUUAUUGGAACGUAUGUAAAUCUUGCCAGACUAGAAAUUGUUAUCAUUGUUGAAUUUUUUUUUCAUUUUCAUGGUCUAGAUGGUCUUUUCUCUUGAAAAGAGUACUUUUUAAUUUUGAUUUUGUGAUAAUCGUGAGAUAUUACAAGAAAUUAUCUAUCAACUUGUGUAAUUUUAAACAAAAUUUAAUUACGUGUAUUUUUUUUUUUUAAUAGUUUAUGUUUGGAAAUUGUGUAGUCAGUGAUACGAGUCGUUGUUUAAUGAAAUGUUUAUUUUGACUAUUGAAAUUAUUUAUAAACAAUUCUCUUUUUUUUCUCUCUUCUUCGACUUACUUUGUAAUAUAUUCUAAUUACGUAUUUGUACUUAUGAGAAUUUAUUAAUUUUAUACUACUAAGUAUUUUUUUAGCAAAAUAAUAUUAUAUAUUUAACCAUUAUUCCAAGCAUAUCUUUAGGGAUAUUUUUAUUUUGUGAACAUUUUUAUAAUGUAUAACUUUUUCCUUUUAUUUUUCAUUAGCGUUUGACCAACACGCGAAUUCUCUUCAUCUUGUAUUAAAGGUUUUCUCCACUUUCCUUAUACGAGUAUAUUAUUGAAUGUUAGAGACAUGAAGAAAUCAUUUCUAUGUUGUAAAUUUGUCUAUGUACAUACAUAUGUAUGAUUAUUUAAUUUUGUACUAAAAUUUUGAAAAUAUUGAACCACACGUAUGUGUAUAUAAUAUUAGUUAUUAGUUACAAUUAGGUAUACAUUUUUAAGUAAAGCAUCGCGAUGAUAUUUACCAAGCAUGCAGAUCGAAGAAUUCAAAUAAACUACUCAUAACUGCGAUAUUAAUUAUGUUGUAAUUAAAUGUAUAUGAUUUUAUGUUUUGAAAACAUUUUACAUAAUAUAAAAACGUUGAUUAUUAUAGUUUUCAAGUUUUU